AUAUACAUAUAUUACCAUCGAAAUAUUGAGCAUUGCAAGUGGACGUAUUUUUAUUAUUUAUUUGUUAAUAGUAUAUAAAGGUGCAUACAAAUAUUGGUAAUUAAGUGUUAACAACCCGCAAACAUGGCAAAUCUAAUACAAAAAGGCCUGCCUCUGACGUCGGCGCGGACGCCACUGCUGCAGCUGAUGCGCCAUCGCGGCAAGAUUAACAUACAGCGACCCAAGGAGCCGCAUUAUGAGCGGGCACGUGUCGUUGCCGUCACACAGCCCAAAUAUCCAGAGCCGCCUAAGGCUUUAACCUGCUUUCAGUCGCGGGCGCAACGAACGGCGGCUCAACUAGAGAAUCCCUACAAUGCAAUCAUAGCGCGCGAAGUGCGCAACUGGCUGGAUCACUCCCGCCUAGUGGCCAUCUUCCAUUUGAACUCCAUCACAGCCGAUGAGAUCUUUCGCGUGCGUGUCCAGCUGCACAAACAAAAUAUGCAUCUGAAAUCCUACGGCCGGAAGAUCAUUGCCCAGGCUGUGACCGGCACACAAUACGAGGCGAUUAUGCCGCUGUUCCACUCCAAUCACUGCAUCGUCUUCUCGCCGGAUCAGCAGCGUGUGGGCGCUUUGUUGCGCCUCACCCGCAAAGUGCCGCAAAUGGUGCUGCUUGGUGGCAUUGUGGAGAACACGCUGCUCAGCCGCAACGAGCUGAUCAACUUUGCCCAGCUGCCCGGCCUGCAGUCGGCCCAGGCCCAGCUGGUACAGACGCUCAACAUGGCGGCAGGCACUGUGGUGCAACAGUUGCAGGCGCAUCAGUGCAAUCUGGUCAAGGUGCUGGACGUCCAUGCCAAAGGCGGAAGCGAUGCGGCGCCGACAACGGAUGUGAAGGAAACAAAUACGUAAAUUAUAAUUUGAUAAGACAGUAGACACUCGUUAAGUGGAACUGUAGAAUCACAGAGAAAGUCCUCAUUUUGUAAGCCACAUGUAAAAUUGUAGACUUAAUGAAUAUGGUUUUUUAAAUGAGUUUUGAGUUAAGUCCAGUUAAACCAACAAAAAUGAUUUCAUGUUCUAAAGUUGCA
Drosophila grimshawi is the source of this 1061-nucleotide messenger RNA. It is a transcript of the gene mRpL10, whose product is annotated as 39S ribosomal protein L10, mitochondrial. Gene Ontology annotation, molecular function: structural constituent of ribosome. Gene Ontology annotation, cellular component: mitochondrial large ribosomal subunit. Lineage: Eukaryota; Metazoa; Arthropoda; Insecta; Diptera; Drosophilidae. The transcript is spliced from 2 exons. The coding region runs from base 124 to 885 and encodes 253 amino acids. The record is from RefSeq and is a predicted model, not a curated record. Gene Ontology annotation, biological process: translation.